GCGCCUCAGCUCGCCGCGGAGGGACGCGGAGACCGGCGCCGAGCCCUGCGCGCGCGUCUGCAGGGCCGACCUGGACGAGCGCGAGUCGUACUGCGCCAGCGAGUUCGCAGUGAACGGAAUCGUGCACGACGUGGAUGUGCUGGGCGCGGGGAUCCGGCUGGUGACGCUGCUGGUGGACCGCGACGGGCUGUACAAGAUGAGCCGUCUGUACAUCACUCCGGACGGGUUUUUCUUCCGAGUGCACUUAUUAGCGCUGGACUCCUCCAGUUGCCACAAGCCGUGCCCAGAAUUUAAACCUGGCAGCAGGUAUAUUGUGAUGGGCCACAUCUACCAUAAGAGACGGCAGCUCUCUGCAGCUCUGCUCCAGGUCCUGAGAGGGCGCCUCCGUCCAGGGGAUGGACUGCUCAGGAGCAGCAGCAGCUACGUGAAAAGGUUUAACCGAAAAAGGGAAGGGCAAGUUCAAGGUGCGAUUCAUACCCAGUGCACUUGAAACAUACCACCUGGCAUUUCUGGAUCGCAGGAGACUUGGAAUUCAGCAAGGAGACAUGAAAGGUCUAUCUUCAUGUGAUGGAGUCUUCCUUUAGGAGAGGGCCCAUAGGUACUUCAUGAAUGACUUGCAUAGUUCCAACUCUAAUCUUGGAGGUGUCACUUUCUUAUUUACAAAAUGCUUCUUGAUGGUGUGCUGAGCUCAGUGGCAAGGCUAUGCAACUGUAGUGCCAGACAGUGAUUGACACAGCUCAGACAAUGGACCUGUCCAGUCAACAGAUUAUUGCUUCAUGUUGUUUUUAAAUUAUUUUAAUUUAAUACAUUCUGUAGUAGAAAUAGUUCACAAAAAACAUUUUCUUGAAUUUAAGUAUACAAUUUUGAAUAGCUUAUAUCAUGUUAUGAAAGCAAAUUUUGUACUCAAACCAUCACAUUUUAGAUUCUGCACAGAACAGUAAGUGCACCAGUCAAAAGACAUUUACAUAUGAAAUGUCAUCUAGAUCAAACACUAGGGUCAGAGCCCAGGA
This is a messenger RNA of Propithecus coquereli (Coquerel's sifaka), 1010 nucleotides long. RefSeq names its product chromosome unknown open reading frame, human C17orf58. Bases 197 to 490 code for a protein of 97 amino acids. The transcript has 3 exons. NCBI's taxonomy places the organism in Eukaryota, Metazoa, Chordata, Mammalia, Primates, Indriidae. The record is from RefSeq and is a predicted model, not a curated record.